Ornithodoros turicata is the source of this 2000-nucleotide messenger RNA. RefSeq lists its product as uncharacterized. The transcript has 9 exons. Gene Ontology annotation, biological process: meiotic chromosome segregation. NCBI's taxonomy places the organism in Eukaryota, Metazoa, Arthropoda, Arachnida, Ixodida, Argasidae. Bases 392 to 1558 code for a protein of 388 amino acids. The record is from RefSeq and is a predicted model, not a curated record. Gene Ontology annotation, cellular component: chromosome, centromeric region; nucleus.
GUUCUCUGGUUUCGUGGUUCACGCUAAUGCGCCAGUCGGGCGUAUCCCUUCUUGCAGAACAGACAUAUGUAGUCCUGAAAGCAGUACAGUUCGGGUUCAUCGUGAGCAACGGAGUCUCAAUCUUCCCAAACUCAACAGUUGGUAGUGUGGGCAAUGAAGAAUAGUGUGCUCUAGAGCACCGCAGUGACUGCACUGAGGAGAGCCAAUUUGUCUCAAGUGGUAACGCCACUGAGCUGUAAAAGCUGCAUCGACUCGCAUUUGAAUUAGUGCAGCAUCGUGGUGAGAGGUGUGUUGAAGCAUGUGUUGAACAACUCUACAUCAGCAAAGAUGGGGAAAAAAAUGUCGGUUUGUUCAUUGGCUGGGAGCCAGCGGUGUCACAAGGCGUUACAGAAUGGAACGGAUGCGGUGCCGAGGAAAGAAAUGGUGUUGCGUGAAAUCAGCCGGCAGCGUGCGUUACCACAUAAAGUUACGAAUGUCCAACGUUAGCAGAAAGAAAGCACCAAUGGAAUCUCUCGCCAAAAACCUACGCACACUGAAAAGGAAACACAAGCAGUGCCUUCGUGAAAACAAGGCCCUGGCAAAGAGCCUGGCUGCAUCGAAACAGGAGCUCACGGAGCAGUGCAAGGCACUGAAUCGUGAGCGCGAGAUCUUCAGCCUCCACUUGCCCAGGAUCAAGUCAUGGAUGGAAGACAGUGUAGACGCCCUGCGGAAGGUCACUCUGAAUCACAUCAACUCAGUGGAGCUGCUGAGGCACAUCCUGGAUCCAGAUUGCAGCCUCUCCUUCACUCCACUGGAGACCUCAGAAUCAGAGGAGCUUCCAGAGAGGAAGGAUCUUCGGCCUCCAGGUUCCCAUCUUCAGACACAUGCAUCAGUCAUCUAUGAGGAGGAGGAGGACGAAGAACAACAACAACAACAUGAGAAAACUGUUUCUCAGAAAACUGAGAUAAAAAAAGAGCUUCAUGUGCACUUUGAACGGCGGGCACUGGAUAAUGUAACGAAGAGGAACGCUCGGAGUGAAGAAAAGAUUUUGUGCAGACGGUGCUCCAGCCCGCUAACAGGGCCACCAGAUAAAGGGGUGUCUGCGGACAGCCUGGAUCUGCAGAGAACGGAACUGCAGACGCCUGAAGAGAGCUUCUUGGACGUGACACAGGAAGUGCCGACUUCCAGCACCCCCAUCUGUCCCCCAAAACCGUCUCCAAGGAGAAGAUCCGGAAGAAGGCGCGGCAGCAUUGCACCCGGCACGUCUACAUUCCGUUUGAGUUUGGGCAACCGGAGGAGAUCCGAGAGGAUCCAGCAGACGACACCUGCAGAGCCACGUCCCUCCAGGUCCCCACAAAAGUCAGAAGUGCUUGGUGACCAAUCACUCAGGCCGGAGACCCCUUCGGACAUUGAGCAGCCACCUGCUCAUGAACAUCCCCAGGAUGUGGCUCGUGAAGAUCCUCAGGACACGCCUCGUGAUUCAUCGCUGAAUUCCACGGAGAAGCGGUCGAAACGACGGGCAUCCAAGGCGGUCUCUUACACGGAACCCACCUUGAAAAAGAAGCUUCGGCGGCCCUGACCUGUUCCACAUCAAGGAACGUGACACUUUGUGUAUAUUCUGUGUGUAGAUAGGUCUCUACUUUUUUCAUCAAAGGACAAGUCAGUUUAUGUAAAUGACAUGUGUAUGUAACUUUAAUGGUUUUAAUUUUAAUGAUGAACGUUAAUGUUUUUAAUGUGAGUUUGUCAUACUUUUUGCAUCAAAGGACAAGUCAGUUCAUGUAAACAACGUGUGUAUGUAACUUUAGUGGUUUUAAUUUUAAUGAUGAACAUUAAUCUUUUUAAUGUGAGUUUGUCAUACUUUUUGCAUCAAAGGACAAGUCAGUUCAUGUAAAUGACAUGUGUAUGUAACUUUAAUGGUUUUAAUUUUAAUGAUGAACGUUAAUGUUUUUAAUGUGAGUUUGUCAUACUUUUUGCAUCAAAGGACAAGUCAGUUCAUGUAAACAACGUGUGUAUGUAACUUU